AAAUGAAUGUCUGUUCAGUCCAUCAAUCUGUGGUCCAUACUCCAACUGCACAAAUGAAAUAGGAAGUUACAAUUGCUCAUGUUUGUCUGGAUUUACUGCAACAAACUCAAAUCUCACCAUCAGCAUCAACAACACAUGCAGAGAUGUAGAGGAAUGUUUAGAGAUAUCAGGCAUCUGUGGUCUAAACUCAAUCUGCAACAACACUAUUGGCAGUUACAAUUGUUCAUGCAUGAGUGGAUAUAAUGUAACUGAUCCAAACCUCCCUAUAAACAGCAAUAACACAUGCACAGAUGUCGAUGAAUGUCUGUUCAGUCCAUCUAUUUGUGGUCCAAAUUCCAACUGCACAAAUGAAUUAGGAAGUUACAAUUGCUCAUGUUUGUCUGGAUUCACUACAACAAAUUCAAGUCUUACCAUCAGCAACAACAACACUUGCAGAGAUGUGGAUGAAUGUGUUGAGAUGUCAGGCGUCUGUGGUCCAAACUCAACCUGCAACAACACUAUUGGGAGCUACAAUUGCUCAUGCAAAAGUGGAUAUAAUGUAACUGAUCCAAACCUCCCUAUAAACAGCAAUAACAUAUGCACAGCUGUGCCAAUACCAACUAUUCUACCUACAUCUACUACAGCAGAAUCUACAACGACUUCAACAACUACUGAAACUUCGACAAUAACUUCUACAUCAACAGCUGCUCCAACAACUACUACCCCUGAAACUACAACUACUCCAACAACUGUUCCAACAACUACUACCCCUGAAACUACAACUACUCCAACACCUAUUCCAACAACUACUACCCCUGAAACUACAACUACUUCAACACCUAUUCCAACAACUACUACCCCUGAAACUACAACUACUUCAACACCUGUUCCAACAACUACUACCCCUGAAACUACAACUACGUCAACACCUGUUCCAACAACCACUACUGUACCUGUACCUACAACUACAUCUACUACUCCAAUAGUUCCAGUACCUACUGCUGCACCUGUAAUUCCAGCUACUACUGUUUCAGGCAGGGCGAUGACUAACCAAGGAAGAGCUGGAGAGACAAGGGAGCCUGGCAGAGCAUUUGAGAUGAUGGGUUAUGGUGGAGACAAGGGGGGUUUGAUCCAAGUUGGAACCAAAGUGUCAGAUGGGCAAAGUACAGAUGCUUCGGGAGCAGACAGUUCAGAUACAGAAGAUUCAAGAACAGAUGAUUUAGACACAAACAAUUCAGGAGCUGACGAUUCAGGUGGAAAUGAUUCAGGAGCAGACUAUUCGGGAGCAGAUUAUUCAGGAGCAGACUAUUCAGGUGCAAAUGAUUUAGGCGCAGGCGAUUCAGGAGCAGACUACUGA
Danio aesculapii is the source of this 1336-nucleotide messenger RNA. RefSeq names its product integumentary mucin C.1-like. The coding region runs from base 230 to 1336 and encodes 368 amino acids. Lineage: Eukaryota; Metazoa; Chordata; Actinopteri; Cypriniformes; Danionidae. Gene Ontology annotation, molecular function: calcium ion binding. The record is from RefSeq and is a predicted model, not a curated record. The transcript is spliced from 15 exons.